GUCAGUUAGCCAUGCAGAUCAUCUCAGUUGUCACCCUGCUUUUGGGCAGCAUCUUUGCCUACACUUUGGCAGUGCCACAGUAUGGAGGAUACUAUCCUGGCAACAUUGCCGGACUGAGCGCAGCUCUGGCUCAAUUGGCUCAACAGCUGGCUAAGGAGCAGGGAAAUACCACAAUCACAGUGGGCAACAGCUCAACCAUUGUCUCAGGUGUAUCUAGCUCAAUUGCCAAUGCUCAUAUCGAUGCUGAUCGUAACCAGAACAAUGGUUGGGGCAACAAUGGCUGGGGCAACAACGGUUGGGGCUACAACAAUGGCUACUGGCGCGGUGUUCCCGAUGAGGAAGUCGAGUCUGAUGAAUAUGCUGCUGAAGAAGCACAACUCGAGGCUGAAAUCGAAGCUGAACUUAAAGCCGUUGAACACGAUGUAGCUGAAAACGACGCUGAGGAAGGCGCUGAACACGACGAAGUUGAAGACGACGCUGAGGAAGGCGCUGAACACGACGAAGUUGAAGACGACGUCGAUUCCAAGGAGGAAUAA
This is a messenger RNA of Drosophila albomicans, 536 nucleotides long. RefSeq lists its product as uncharacterized. NCBI's taxonomy places the organism in Eukaryota, Metazoa, Arthropoda, Insecta, Diptera, Drosophilidae. Bases 12 to 536 code for a protein of 174 amino acids. The record is from RefSeq and is a predicted model, not a curated record. The transcript has a single exon.